Messenger RNA from Chroicocephalus ridibundus (black-headed gull), 1602 nucleotides. It is a transcript of the gene TRMT13, whose product is annotated as tRNA methyltransferase 13 homolog. The coding region runs from base 118 to 1593 and encodes 491 amino acids. The transcript has 11 exons. Gene Ontology annotation, biological process: tRNA methylation. The record is from RefSeq and is a predicted model, not a curated record. NCBI's taxonomy places the organism in Eukaryota, Metazoa, Chordata, Aves, Charadriiformes, Laridae.
CUCUCCUCGCAGCCCUGGCACCUCACUUGCACGCUCACGGGCCGGUUGAACAAGCUCUCCGCCGCCAUCUUACGCUUCGAGUUUGGCGCCCGGCUCCCGCGGAGGAGGAGCCUCAAGAUGGAGCCGCAGGCGGCGACCGCAGGGGCUGCUGGGACGGAAAUGGCGGCGCCGGAGCCGCAGCUGGAACCGGACCGUGGCUCCCCGGUACCGGGGCGAUGUGCCUACUUCGUAGAGAGGAAGAAGCGCUUCUGCAAGAUGACCCCGGGUCCUGGGCGGCGCUUUUGCGGAGAGCACGGGCAGCACGAGGGAGAAAAUGACAGAAAAAGAAUUCCAUGCCCUCUUGAUCCAAAACACACUGUAUACGAAGACCAACUACAAAAGCAUUUAAAAAAAUGUAAUUCAAGAGAGAAGCCAAAGCCAGUCUACUUUGUUCAAGAUAUUAAUGCAGGUUUAAAAGAUGGGGCAGAAAUACCAGAAAGACAAGUACCUGUCUCUUCUCUAUCCAAAGAAGGGCUGGAGAAUUUAAUUACCAAGUUGAAAAAAGCAAGUAAUGGUGCAGGCCUAGAGCUUCGCCUUAAGGAACAAAUACUGUCCCACCAGGCUUUACAAGAAGCCUUAAGUGACCCAAAGAACGGGGAAUCUGCUUUCAAGCACUUGAAACAACAGGCUUCAAUUUUAGGUAACAUGGAAAAAUUACAUUUACUUGGUCCAGGAAGAUGUUUUGUUGAAUUUGGAGCUGGGCGAGGAAAGCUGUCUCAUUGGGUUGAUGUUGCCUUACAGAACGUUGAAAACGUUCAGUUUUUGCUUGUGGAAAGGGCAACUACAAGAUUCAAGGUGGAUGGAAAACAUAAAAGAAGAGAUUCUAUAUUUGAAAGGCUUCAAGUUGAUAUUCAACACUUAUGUUUAAAGAAAGUACCUAUUUUGGAGAAGAAAAAACUACCAGUGGUAGGAAUUGGGAAGCAUUUGUGUGGAGCUGCAACAGAUCUUGCUUUGAGAUGCUUGGUUGAAAGUUAUACAGCUUGCUGUGACGGAGAAAGUGAAGAGCCUGCAACAAAACGCUUUAGGACUGAUAAGACAGAGGUGGCUUCUAGCAAUUCUGCUGAUAAUGAAUGCAAUAAAGAUGACUGUAAGCCUGUAGCUGGAAUUGUUAUUGCACUGUGUUGCCAUCACAAGUGUGACUGGACACAUUAUGUAGGCAGAGAAUUCUUUAAAUCAGUAGGACUUGGACCAUUAGAAUUUCAUUAUUUUCAGAGAAUGAGUAGUUGGGCCACUUGUGGCAUGCGAGAAACCACAACCAGAGCCUCUACAAGUCAAGAAAGUGAAGAUGAAACUAACGACACAGAAGAACAUGAGCAAACAUUCAGCAAGACAGAAGGUGGUUCUGAUAUUUUGCAAGGGAUACUUACUGUUGAAGAACGAAAGGAGAUAGGUUGCCUCUGUAAACGGCUGAUUGAUCAUGGACGGAUUGAAUAUUUACAACAACGAGGCUACAAGGCAGCACUACAGUAUUAUACAGAGUCUGCUGUGUCCUUGGAGAAUGUCCUGUUGACAGCUGUCCCAAGUCCAUCUUUGAUACCAGAGCCAACUAUGUGACAGGAGAUA